Rhea pennata is the source of this 1614-nucleotide messenger RNA. Its product is annotated as histamine H3 receptor-like. Gene Ontology annotation, cellular component: synapse; plasma membrane; dendrite. Gene Ontology annotation, biological process: chemical synaptic transmission; G protein-coupled receptor signaling pathway, coupled to cyclic nucleotide second messenger; adenylate cyclase-inhibiting G protein-coupled acetylcholine receptor signaling pathway. Gene Ontology annotation, molecular function: G protein-coupled serotonin receptor activity; G protein-coupled acetylcholine receptor activity; histamine receptor activity. NCBI's taxonomy places the organism in Eukaryota, Metazoa, Chordata, Aves, Rheiformes, Rheidae. Bases 1 to 1245 code for a protein of 414 amino acids. The record is from RefSeq and is a predicted model, not a curated record. The transcript has 4 exons.
AUGCAGCUUUCUUCCCAGAGUGAACUGACCUGGACACGCAGCAUGCACAACAGCAGUAGUGAAGCUCUGCAUACAACUGGAACGUGUAACGAGACAGCAUCCUCACAGCCACCCAGCUCAGAGUUCUCGCUGGCUGUGCUGGUGCUCCUGGCUGUCCUGAUGGUGCUGCUCACUCUGAUCACAAUCCUUGGAAACGCCUUGGUGAUCCUUGCUUUCAUAGUGGACCGCAACCUCCGGCAUCGGAGUAAUUACUUCUUUCUCAAUCUUGCUAUUUCUGACUUUGCAGUGGGUGCUUUUUGUAUACCUUUGUACAUCCCUUACAGCCUGACAGGGAAGUGGUACUUGGGAAGAAGCCUGUGCAAGCUCUGGCUGGUUAUGGACUAUCUUGUGUGUACAGCUUCAGUGUUUAAUGUUGUCCUUAUCAGCUAUGACCGUUUCCUGUCAGUUACGAAAGCUGUAUCUUACAGAGCCCAGCAGGGAGUGGCCUCCAGCCCUGUGGUCAAGAUGGUAGCCAUCUGGGUCUUGGCCUUCCUCCUCUACUGCCCGGCAAUUCUCUUCUGGGAGCACGUGGCCGGCUGCAGUGUGGUUGCAGAGUGGCAAUGCUAUGCCGAGUUCUUCGACAACUGGUACUUCCUCCUGUGCGCCUCCACCUUGGAGUUCUUUGUGCCGCUCGUCUCCGUGACCUAUUUCAAUGCACACAUCUUCUGGAGCAUCCAGAAGCGCCAGAGACGUGGCAGCAUGCAGGAGGAUGAACCUCCAAAGAGCGGCAGCUUGUCUUGGAGAUCUUGCCUGUUGCCGAGUCAAGGAGUGUCUUCUUCAGAAGCAGAGGACAGCACUUCUUCCUCUACGAGGCCAAAGAAAGAGUCUUUGGUAACUGAAAGCUCCUAUCUGUCCAGAGGCAAUUCUGUAACCCCAGAGACUGAUCUCUCUGCUUCUUUCCGUGCAAAGACCAGGUCAAAACUGCAACGGGACAAGAAAAUUGCAAAGUCGCUUGCCAUAAUUGUGUGUGUCUUUGCCAUUUGCUGGGCCCCAUAUACAUUACUGAUGAUUAUUCGUGGAGCCUGCAAAGGAACAUGCGUCCAUAACUCCUUGUAUGAAAUUACCUUUUGGCUUUUGUGGCUCAAUUCAUCUUUGAACCCAUUUCUCUACCCUCUCUGCCAUAUGAGGUUUCGAAUGGCUUUCAUGAAAAUAUUAUGUCCCAAAAAGUUUGCAACAUUGCAAUCACAUAACACACCUUCUUUUUAGGGAAUUAAAACAAAAGACUUACAGAUAAGAUUCCUCUCUUGUUUAGUGAUAAUUUUUUAUAUCUUCAGCAGAAAUACAGGAAAAACUGUUUUUCACUGAUGGUAUUGGUUGAGAGUGCAGUAGAGACAUGUACUUGCCCUGUUUUUUUUUCUCAACUUGUAUCACACCAAGAAAAACACCAUCUAGUGCAAAGAAAAGUGUAACAAUAUUUUGCUGGGUGUGCUUUUUGUGGUGAUUGCAGGUUUGAAGUGCUUUUUUAUUAUUAUUUUUUUAUAUAUAAAAAUGAGACAAAGAAAUAGCUCUUCUCUAGAUAGCUGCAUAGAUGUUCACUGAGGGAGAUAUGUGUUUGUGUGUGAGUGUAAGACUCCC